AUGUUCUGGUUGGAUAUUGCAACCGUGACGCUGCUGCUACCAGUGGUGUCCUCUGCCGUUCCUCAUUCUCGCCGUGCGACAGGUCUUGAUAGCUUUCUCCAGUCCGAGUCGUCAGUUGCCCUUCAAGGCGCGCUCGAUAACAUUGGCCCUAAUGGGAGCGGUGCUCAAGGAGCAUCCUCUGGUAUCGUGGUGGCAUCACCAUCCAAAUCGAAUCCAGACUACUUCUACACUUGGACCCGCGACUCGGCGAUGACCCUGAGCAUGGUGAUUGAGCAGUUUCUUGCGGGAGACACUUCCCUGGAAACAACUAUCCAUCAGUACAUCACUGCUCAAGCCACGCUGCAGACUGUGUCCAACCCGUCCGGAGACCUGUCUAAUGGCGCCGGACUGGGAGAGCCAAAAUUCAAUGCCGAUAUGACAGCCUUCACCGGGGCCUGGGGCCGCCCCCAGCGCGAUGGCCCGGCUCUACGGGCAUCUGCCCUCAUGGCAUACGGCACGUAUCUGAUCAACAAUGGCCAGACAUCUCUUGCCAAAACCAACGUCUGGCCUAUUGUGGAGAAUGACUUGAACUACGUGGCCCAGUAUUGGAAUCAGACCGGCUAUGACCUAUGGGAGGAGGUCCAAGGUUCUUCCUUCUUUACUAUCGCCGUGCAGCAUCGCUCCUUGGUCUCAGGCAGCACUUUCGCUAAAUCUCUCGGGGAAUCUUGCCCUGGCUGCGAUUCACAAGCUCCUCAAGUCUUGUGCUUUCUCCAGGACUUCUGGAACGGCUCGUCCGUUAUCUCCAACCUAGCCAACAAUGGCCGCUCAGGCUUGGAUGCCAAUUCACUGCUUGGCUCGAUUCAUACCUUCGAUCCCAAUGCCCAGUGUGACGACACGACAUUCCAGCCUUGCUCUUCUCGUGCGCUCUUUAACCACAAGCUCGUGGUUGACUCUUUCCGUUCAAUCUACACUAUCAAUAGUGGCAAGAAGGCCAGCGAGGCUGUCGCUGUUGGGCGUUAUCCUGAGGAUAGCUAUAUGGGUGGAAACCCAUGGUAUCUGAACACUAUGGCAGCCGCCGAACUGCUCUAUGAUGCUCUCUACCAGUGGAAGAAACAAGGCUCCUUGUCUGUCACCCAGACCAGCCUCCCCUUCUUCCAGAGUCUCGUCUCCUCCGCCGCAGCCGGGAACUACUCUAGCUCCUCGACCACCUACUCAUCCCUCACAGGCGCAGUCAAGACCUACGCAGAUGGGUUUAUGUCGGUGGUCGAACAGUACACGCCGAGCAACGGAUCCCUGUCAGAACAAUUCAGCCGGGAUAAUGGCACUCCUUUGUCCGCGCGCGAUCUUACCUGGUCCUAUGCGGCGUUCAUGACCGCCGUCGCCCGCCGGAAUGGAAGAAUGCCUGGUACCUGGGGAGAGUCUGGUGCCAAUACCGUACCCACGCAGUGCGAGGGAACCAGUGCCAAUGGGACUUAUGUGACUCCUACUGCCGUUUCAUGGUAG
This is a messenger RNA of Penicillium riverlandense, 1482 nucleotides long. Its product is annotated as glycoside hydrolase family 15 protein. Gene Ontology annotation, biological process: polysaccharide metabolic process. Gene Ontology annotation, molecular function: glucan 1,4-alpha-glucosidase activity. The transcript is spliced from 3 exons. NCBI's taxonomy places the organism in Eukaryota, Fungi, Ascomycota, Eurotiomycetes, Eurotiales, Aspergillaceae. The record is from RefSeq and is a predicted model, not a curated record. The coding region runs from base 1 to 1482 and encodes 493 amino acids. Gene Ontology annotation, cellular component: fungal-type vacuole.